This is a messenger RNA of Trichomonas vaginalis G3, 699 nucleotides long. RefSeq lists its product as uncharacterized. NCBI's taxonomy places the organism in Eukaryota, Parabasalia, Trichomonadida, Trichomonadidae. Bases 1 to 699 code for a protein of 232 amino acids. The transcript has a single exon. The record is from RefSeq and is a predicted model, not a curated record.
AUGAUUCAAUAUGAAAUUGCCAAAUCAAUUGAAAAUGUUAUAAACACGAUGCAAAAUCCAUCUAGCGAGUUAAUCAGCUUUGAAGACACUUCAAAAAAUAUUUCUGCAAAAAUAUCACUUAAAUCAUCAGCAAUGAUGAGUUUGGAACUUAAUAUGAAACAAAAAGAUAAAGAAAUUUCGAUUACAACGGAUGAUUUUCCAAUACAUAUUUAUCAUAAUUCAAUUGCAAGGCUUAUUCCAAUAUUUCAUCAGUUAACCUACUUAGAAAAGCACCCAGAAUUCUGCAACCCAGAUCUUUUAAUGGGAUUUGCUGCUACAGUCGCGAAUAUCAUUUUGAUGCUUGGAGAAAACUCAUUAAUCAAGAGCGAGAACUUUAUUUCAGAUUUAAUACCACAAAAUUUACGAAAUUAUCUCAUCAUUGCUUGCUCACCAAUUGGCGAUUUCUUUUUACUUACAAUUCACACAGUAAAACUUGUAGGAGAUGCACAAAGUGUAGAUGGUGUUACACACUGGAGACAAUAUGCACCUGAUACCAAGUUCAGCCACCUUAAAAAAGAAUACUCUGUCAUAGAUAGUUGUUUGAUGAAAAGUAAAUUCAAGCCACAGGUAAAUAUCAUUGCCCAACUCAGGUCAAUCCAAAUGCAGCUUACUUCAGCCGCUACAAUGAUUUCAAUAGAUGACGAAGAAGAAGAAUCGUAA